Molecule: messenger RNA, 1911 nt
Organism: Trichomonas vaginalis G3
Lineage: Eukaryota; Parabasalia; Trichomonadida; Trichomonadidae
Product: leucine-rich repeats (6 copies)-containing protein
Exons: 1
Coding region: 1-1911 (636 amino acids)
Source: RefSeq, a predicted model, not a curated record
AUGUUUCGAAACUCGGUCCUGUUUCAAUCCCUUUUUAGGAAAUCUCCGUAUUUAAAUAGCUACACUACUAAUGGUGAUACUCUCACUCUAAAUGAUCCCUCAGACUUUAGUUCGAAAGUAUGGAAUAUUUAUCAAGAAAUCCAGACUAAAAACAUCCGUAAGGUCAUUGUCACUACCGAAACAGGAGGCUACAGUACGGAUUCAAUUCCUUGGCAACUCGUAGAAGAAGUUGAAAUUCAAAGAAAAGCAGAUUCAAAAUUUGGUAUUGAUUUCAAAGGUUCCAAGAUCCUUAAGAAGGUUAGCCUAGGUAUAGGUGUUAAAUCCAUUACUGGCAAUGCAUUUUCCAAAACAUCUAUCUCUGAGAUUGACCUUUCAUAUGUUACAUCUAUUGAUGGUGCUGCCUUUCAAUACUGCCCUAACCUUCAAAAACUUGUUCUUCCGAAAGUUCAGACAAUUCCUGAUUAUUUCGCAAGAAGGUGUUCAAAUUUGGUGUCUGUUGAUAUUUCGAGCGCGACAAGCAUCAAGUCUAAUGCUUUUUACAACUGCAUUUCAUUAUCUGAGAUCAAGUUUGCUAGCAACAUUAAUUCAAUUGGUGCAUAUGCUUUCUCCCUUACAGCUAUCACCUCUCUCACCGUCCCUACAUCUUUAUCUAGGAUUAGCUUGUGUGCUUUUGCAUAUUCCUCCCUUGCAACCGUCACAUUCCCUUCAUCAACCACAGUAACAUUAGAGGCACGUGUCUUUGAAGGAACAAGAAUAGAGACCAUUGAAUUCCCAGCGAAUAUUAAGUUUGACCUUUCUAAUGGUGAUGGAAUUAUCAAUGGAACGAUAACCCUUACGAAGAUCACAUUCAACCCAACAUCGAUUCCAAAAUCUUUUGCUAGAAACUGUGUUGCCCUUGAAAGUUUGAUAGCUCCUAACGCAAACAUAGUUAAUGAUUAUGCUUUCUAUAAUUGCAAGAAACUGGCCACCCUAACACUUGCUAAGUCCGUCACACAGAUUGGCAAGUCUGCAUUUGCAUAUUGUGAGUCUCUUGUCUAUGAUAUCCCACAAAAUGAUUUGAAGAUUGGAGAUAAUGCUUUCAUGUAUUGCUCAAAUCUGAAGACAUCAACUAUUCCAGCCAAUUGGAAGCUCGGACAAUAUGUUUUCGUCGGAUGCUCCGGUAUUCCAAGCCUUGAUAUCAAAGCAGAUCUCACAAACUGCCAAGGUUUGUUCCAAGGCUGCACAGGAAUAACAUCAUUAACCAUUGCAUCAUCAAAUGUUCCGAUAUACUGCUUUGCUAACUGUACUGCUCUGAAAACCGUCACCUUCUUGAAGAACGUUUUUCUUGAUGUUGGAUCAUUUGCUAGCACAGGUCCAAUUGAGAACCUUGAUCUCACAAAGGCCACUUCUUAUUCAAUUGCAUUCAAGAACUCGCAGAUCAAAUCAGUCACCAUUAGAGGAGAUACUUAUGGUGAAUUAGCAUUUUCAGGAUGCUGGAAUCUUGAAACAAUCACAUUAUCUAAGGAUUCAACAUGGUUUGAUGGUACAAUUGCUGUCAAUGUUUCUUCAUCAUUGAAGAUUGUCCCACAUAAGGAAAACACUGCUUUCACAGUCAAAGAUGAUAUGGUCCAAUAUGGUUCUGGUUUUUUUGCACUUCUUCCUUCAUACAAGAAGUCAACAUUCACAGCUCCGGCUGGAAUUUUGUAUUUCGGAAAGGGCUUCCUUUCAAUGACUCCAGCAGUUACUGAAGUCAUCAUUGAUAACAAUGGAUUAAGAAUUGCUCCAUAUUGUUUCGCUUAUGCAUAUACACUUGAAAAGGUCACAAUUAAGAGCCCAAUCAACAAAUUCCUUCCUUCAGGAGCAUUCAGAGGUUGUUAUGCAUUAGAAGAAGUUUCAUUCCCAGACCAAAUUUCUCAAAUUGGAGAUCGUUGA